CUAGGGCUCGGUGGGGAGAGGAGGCGUUGGGUCCGUUUGUAUUAAGUACCCAACGGUGGUGAGCUCGGAAAUGACAGCCCACAGCACCCGCCGCGUGUAAACCCCAGGGCAGAAGGGGCGUAUCGUCUCAGGACCGCUGGCCUCGGACUCCGCAGGUCACUGCUCAGCUGCUGGGCCCGCAGUGCCCCUCCCCCCAACAGCCUCCUUUCUAAGCUCCACCGUGGGGCGGCAGGUGCGGCAACUCGCCUCCACCCCGCCCCCUACCCGCCCCAACGGCACUCCGGGGCCGGGAUGGGGGAGGUGGGGGGAGGUGUGGUGGAGCUGCGAGACUCCAGCGGCGGGCGCUCCCCUCCAAGCACCCAGAGAUCUCGGAGCUCCGCUGUUUCCUGUGCUGUAGCUCCCGUUUCGGCGGCGCCGGUGGCAGCCCUGGCGGAGGCAGGAGCGAUGGCAGCGACCGACAUAGCUCGCCAGGUGGGUGAAGGUUGCCGAACUGUCCCCCUGGCUGGACAUGUGGGGUUUGACAGCUUGCCCGACCAGCUGGUGAAUCAGUCAAUCAGCCAGGGCUUCUGCUUCAACAUCCUGUGUGUGGGAGAGACAGGUUUGGGCAAGUCCACCCUCAUGGACACCCUGUUCAACACCAAGUUCGAGGGGGAGCCAGCCACCCACACACAGCCGGGUGUCCAGCUCCGGUCCAAUACAUAUGACCUUCAAGAAAGCAACGUGGGGCUAAAGCUCACAAUUGUUAGCACAGUGGGCUUCGGGGACCAGAUCAACAAGGAGGACAGCUACAAGCCCAUUGUGGAAUUCAUCGACGCCCAAUUUGAGGCGUACCUGCAGGAGGAGCUGAAGAUUCGCAGGGUACUGCACACCUACCAUGAUUCCCGCAUCCACGCCUGCUUGUACUUCAUCGCCCCCACGGGUCAUUCCUUGAAGUCUCUGGACCUAGUGACGAUGAAGAAGCUGGACAGUAAGGUAAACAUCAUCCCCAUCAUUGCCAAAUCAGAUGCCAUUUCUAAGAGUGAGCUAACCAAGUUCAAAAUCAAAAUCACCAGCGAGCUUGUCAGCAACGGAGUCCAGAUCUACCAGUUCCCUACAGAUGAUGAGUUGGUGGCAGAGAUCAACGGAACCAUGAACGCCCACCUGCCGUUUGCUGUCAUUGGCAGCACAGAAGAACUGAAGAUAGGGAACAAGAUGAUGAAGGCACGGCAGUAUCCCUGGGGCACGGUGCAGGUUGAAAAUGAAGCCCACUGCGACUUUGUGAAGCUGCGGGAGAUGCUGAUCCGGGUCAACAUGGAGGAUCUCCGGGAGCAGACCCACAGCCGGCACUAUGAACUGUACCGCCGCUGUAAGCUGGAGGAGAUGGGCUUUAAGGACACCGACCCCGACAGCAAGCCCUUCAGUUUGCAGGAGACAUAUGAGGCCAAAAGGAAUGAGUUCCUAGGGGAGCUCCAGAAAAAAGAAGAGGAGAUGAGACAGAUGUUCGUCCAGAGAGUCAAAGAGAAAGAAGCUGAGCUUAAAGAGGCAGAAAAAGAGCUGCAUGAGAAGUUUGACCGUCUGAAGAAACUACACCAGGACGAGAAGAAGAAGCUGGAGGAUAAGAAGAAAUCCCUAGAUGACGAAGUGAACGCUUUCAAACAGAGAAAGACGGCAGCCGAGCUGCUCCAGUCCCAGGGCUCCCAGGCUGGAGGCUCACAGACUCUGAAAAGAGACAAAGAGAAGAAGAAAACCAGAGAAGAGAAAAGCAUUUCCGAUGGGACCUGUACAACACCAGGAAAACAUCCGGUGGUCCCUUGCGCUCUAGUUGUUUGUGCGGUGUGACUGGAGAGCCCUCAUUUGCAGUGUCAAGCAGUGUCCUUACUAAAGCGGCCCGAGGAUCUGAAACAUGCCCCCGGUCAUUGCCUUCUGUUCUUAGCCACUUGUUGCUGGACUCAACUCUUCGACUAUUGGAUAUUUGCCAGGAGGCGGAAACAUCCUUUCCUCUGUGCCUGGUUUAUCACUUAAGGAUAAAACAGUAUAACAUUUCACCAACAAUAAAAUACAACAGUAAAAUAUCUUAUAUUUAAAGGCACUCAGUUUUGCCAUCUGAAUAUUCUUUUUUCAAAAGUGUACUUUGGGUAUUUUCACCAAUUAGUCCAGAGAUUUUUUGUUAACUGAAUCACACUAUAUGUCAAAGUCACAGACUAACUUUUUGUGGUAUUACCUGAUAGAUAAAGUUCAAGUAGCCCUCAAAAAGCCUCUUUGGACGCACUGUAUAUUAACUGACUUGUGUUAGUUGCACCAGCAGGAAUGGAUUCCUAUUUUUAAGAUCAGAAGAGUUUAAAUUUGUCUUCCGGCUCUAACCUGCUGCCUUCAUAGUCCUGUGGUGUUUGUUAACUCAGUCCCUGGGGCAGUUUCACAGCCUGCUGGCAGGCAUGAGGAGAUUCAUUUGUUGGGACCCCACUGACACUCAACUAUAAAUAGUCCCUGUUGAGCUGUUCAGUGGAAGUUCCUCCCAGACCAGGCUUUCUCCUCGUUGCCCUCAAUUAACUGACUGCCACCCCACCCCCAGGCAGAGGACCCCAUAUAGGGAGACAUGUCUCUCCAGUCUCCAGGAAUAUUUGGAGUUGGUGAUGGCACCCUUUUCCAAUUUUGAGAUGAGUGAAAACCUCACGGGCACGAGGCAUCCCCUGUUAACAAGAGAGCCUGACAAAACAGCCUGUCCUCUUCCAUAUUUCCAGAUACAUAAGUGGCCCCAGGUGUGGGCUUUUUAUGUCAUUCCCUGAACAGUUGGCUAACCUCUGGAAGACCCAUCAUUAGACCUGUGUCACUCGUCCCGUGGUGAUGUUGGGGGGCGGGAGUUGAGGGCGGAAGUAGGGGUAGAAGCAUUUCUUCUUGAGAGAUGGUGAUUGGAUCUAAUAGAGUCACAUACUGAGAACUUCCUUUGGCUGCCCUUAAAGAGGUUAAGAAAGAGUACCGGUGUUUCGGGGGUCCCUACCAGCACACCCUCCCUUCUUCCCCUCUUCUCCUAAUCUCCUUUGACCUCCCUAACUCUUCAUUGUUUGUGUCAACUCAUAAUAUUUGAUUUUUCCCCAAGCUCACUCCCAUCUUCAUCAGCUUUUACUGUUUUACAGUUAACUCUGCUGUUUGCUGCAUGCUGCAUGAGACCCAGGGUCCCGGUAAGCUUUAUUAACUCUAAAUAGAACUGGCAGUGGCUUCUAGAACACAUCUCCCCAAAUCCCACCCCCUGCCCAACACACAUAUCUAAUAUCAAAGAAGCUGCUUCAUUGUUCUAGCUGGUAUUCUCUUGUGACUUAUAAUAUGAAGAAAUAGGCCGGUGUGAUUUCAAGUAUACGCGUGGGAAUGUUUGCCUUCCUGACUAAAGGUGGGGUGUUUUCAGACCUUUGCUGCUAGAACAGCUAGGUAGCGUAGGUAGAUCCUGUGAUCAAUAUUUGAAGUUUCAAUUUUGGCCAUUUUUCUUCUGAAGGCGCCUUCAUCAUUACUUUCAAAAUUAACUAAACUGCUGUGACGAGGGGAACUGUUGAGUUCACAAGCCCUGUCCUGCAACAUCACGGUCAGCCUUGGCGCCCAGGUUUGGGAAUGUUUUGAGCCAACGGAAACUUGCUUCUCUGUUUCCCUCUGGUGGCUGUUUCUUACCCGAGGGGUUCAAGUUCUCGAAUUUCGUUUGGCCCCCAAAGCUAUAAUAAAAGUGGAAGAAAAUGAAGCUUCUCCGAUAUUAUAGAAUAUUUAAUUCUACAAGUACCAGCUUCAUGAACACCUUUGAUAAGUAGGUAAGCAGGUAACCGUUGGUAAGAUGGAUUCCUCAGGGCUAGGUGUUGUGUCUGCAGGAGUGAAUAAAGCAGCCCCUGGCGUCACAUAGUUUAUACGUUGGUGAUAGCGAUGAUUAAGCUGCUUCUGUCUUUUUAACUAGACUCAGUGAGUGGGGAGGAACAUAAAUAUUUUAAAUCUAACAUAAUUAGGCUUAUUACCAUUGUUAAACUUUACCAUAGAAACUUUCAAACAGGAACGAAAGAAGAGAGAGGACAGUACAACGCAGCCCCAUGUACCCACAACACAGCCCCCAAACAACUGUCAACGUAUGCCAAUCCUGUCUCAUCUACUGCCCCAAACCGGCUGGAUCACUGCAAAGCACAAACCCAUAUCAUUUCAUCUGUAAAUACUUCAGCAUGUAUCUCUAAGAGCUCAUGACUCUUAAAAAAAAUAAAUAACGACAACGCCACCGUUGUCACACCCCCAAGAUUAGCAGUUCGUUCACAUAAAAUUUCUAGUCAGUGUUCAGAAUACCCCAGUUGUCUCAUAAAUGCCUUUUACAUUUGGUUUGUUUGGAUCAGGGACUAUAAAAUAUUGAGAAGACUCCUCCCCACUCACCCAUGGAAUUUAUGGUUUACAUGGAGAGCCUGCCGUUAGUCACCAAACUAAUUGCUGCAGCUCCUGCACCGGGGACUUUGGGCAGCUGGCAAAACAUCCUACUUUCAAGCAAAUCCCGAAGAGGAAGUCCAUAGAGGCUUCUGAAACGUAAGGCCCAUGAAGUUGGGCCAAGGGAAACAACCCGAAAAGAACAAUGAAAUGAUUUAUUGUCUGGCUUAAAGGCAAGUCUUGGAGCCCUGUUAGUUGACUUGAAUGAAACAGCAGGUUUCCACCUCGGAAGACUCAGAAUUCCGAGAGCGUCUGUCCAUGGCUGCAGUCCCAGCGCCCAGCACAGAGGCUGACACCCAGUUCAUGUGUAUUUUCUUUGCCCCCCCCACCCCCCGAUUUUCAAUGAGGACAACAGGAAAGGUGCAUCCUGUUCAGUUAGAUUUCAGUUAAUGAAACCCAAAUUAACGCUCUUUGACACAGUUUGGUUCAGCUUUCCCUGAGUAAAUCAUUGGUAAUGGCCAUUACUAAAAUGAAUCCUGGCAAAACUGUAAUUAAAGGCAUACUUUACAAGUGAGAGGCAAUUGGCAAACAGUGGGAACAGCCAACCCCGACCCUGAGUAGGUUGGCUUUUUCUGGCAUGCUUCUCGCCAGCACACCACAAAAGCAGUUCCAAACCAAAUCGGGGAAGGAGGCCUUGGCUCCCUGGGGUCUGAAAGCAGCAAAGGCAGCCCGUCCAUUCCCCAAAGCCCUCAUUUCAGGGGUGGAUCACAAAGGCCACCCCUCACUAACUCGAGUGCAGGCAGGAGUGAGGCUUACUGUUCCUUUGCUGGUUUUGAAAUGGCUUGAGGCACUGCUGGCAGCUGUCUGCAAUUGCAAGAGAAAUCCUUCCUCUGUGACCCGCACACAGUUGCAGAUGCUGUGUCUCAGUGGUUGCUGGCCCCUUGAACCCUUGGUUGGGGGUGCCCAGUGCAUGGACGGUACACACGUAUCAAAAUAUUUCAGCCUGCCCAUGCAGCCCAGGACAUAGGCCGUUGCAGUGUUCUAUAGGUUUCUCUUCCCCCUAGGAAGUAGACAAAGAAGAGGAAUAGAGCUGAGCGUUUGUAUUACGUUUUCAUACUAUUCAAAGUGUCUUUCCGUAUGGUACCUCAUUUUCACAUUACAACAGUCCCGUGAGGUAGAGGAGGAAGGGCUAAUCUUCAGCUGACAAGAUGAACAAAUGGAGGAGUGGGGAAUUUAAGAGACUUGCCAAGGCUCACAUAGCGAGGAACAAGAAUGCAAAACUCCUAGUUCCUGGUAUAAACUGCCACUCACAUGAGUGUGUGUGUUAGUGUGUGUGUGUGUGUGUAGGUGUGGAUGUAUUCACUCUGAGGAAGUGACUGUACAAACAUAACUCAGCAUAUGCUUUUAACUGGCCCUCCCCAGUAUCUUUAUUUAAUGAGAUAAAUGUGUUCAGGUAAAAAAUAACCAAGGGCUUAGAUCCACAGGCAAGGAGUUCUCAGGGACACUGUGGCGUGAAGGAAAGAGUCUUGAUCAAGCAGCCAAGGGCUUCGGGCUCUGCGCCUCUUGGUUGUGACUUUCUCUGUGACCUCAGGCACAAGUCAGUUGGCUUCACCGUGUUUCUCAGCCUCCUCAUAUGUCAAACUUGCGUCACAAGGAUAAAGUUUAAAUGGGAGAAAGUUCAAAGUGCAGGGUGAACACAAACCAGUAAUGGAUUUCCAUAGUUCAGGUUUUCAGGUGACUGGUUGGACCCUAGUGCAGAGCCCAGUUACUGCCCCCAGACACUUCUCGAACAGAGCUUGCCCCAGGGGUACCAGGUAGUGGACUGGGACUCUCCGAAGGUGAAACCUCUACCUCCUCUGCUUUCCCUAUGGGGUGAGGCGCACUCAGUGGCUGAGAGCCUGGCGCGCUGUGCCGUGGCCUGAGGCCACCUGGAGAUUUGCUAAAGGUAUUCCUCUACAGGGUGUCUGGGUGGGGGGCACUAGUCUGGACCUAGUAAUUAAGAAGAGAGACGUAUUCCUGUGGCUGUUGAUAAUUGUUUUGGUAGCUGAUGCCACUGUGGUCGCCGCUCAGAGGUGUGUGGGUGAAUGAGAGAGAAAGCAUGUUCCCAGAAGCCAGUGCAGUAAGGCCUUAAGACCAUCUAACACAGCUAUAUUCUAAUUUAUCCAUUAGUCAUCGUGACAUUUUCUUCUAACCUUUUUUUUUUUUUUUUGACAUUAAUCCAUCAUUCAUUAACCCAACUUCUGUUUUCAUUUUCAGUUUGGGCUUCCUGUAGGCUCCCUUUUCCUGCGCAACAGAGCUGGGCUUCCCUGUCUCUAACUCCCCCCUUAACAUGUCUGGGGGCACAGAACCCGUGCCCUCCCCUCUCUUCCUGCCAAGGUUUAUAGAAGCCCGAGGGUCUGAGGACGGCGUCUGGCCUCUGGUCAAGAAGCCAUCAGUCACGCGGUUUCAAGAUGCAUCCUGCAUCCCAGCGCCCCCAGCCGGCCACUCCCCGCUCCGUCUUUGCCAGACUGUAACACGUUCAGGGGUCCCACCUGCUCUUCUAUACCACCAGCUUCCCUGUUCCAACUCUGGCUGCUGCUUGUUCCCCUGAGGUGUAUUUGCAUCCACCA
Physeter macrocephalus (sperm whale) is the source of this 6962-nucleotide messenger RNA. It is a transcript of the gene SEPTIN6, whose product is annotated as septin 6. The transcript has 11 exons. Gene Ontology annotation, molecular function: GTP binding; GTPase activity; molecular adaptor activity. Gene Ontology annotation, biological process: intracellular protein localization; cilium assembly; cytoskeleton-dependent cytokinesis. The record is from RefSeq and is a predicted model, not a curated record. NCBI's taxonomy places the organism in Eukaryota, Metazoa, Chordata, Mammalia, Artiodactyla, Physeteridae. Gene Ontology annotation, cellular component: cell division site; septin ring; microtubule cytoskeleton. The coding region runs from base 292 to 1818 and encodes 508 amino acids.